Molecule: messenger RNA, 249 nt
Organism: Penicillium daleae
Lineage: Eukaryota; Fungi; Ascomycota; Eurotiomycetes; Eurotiales; Aspergillaceae
Exons: 1
Coding region: 1-249 (82 amino acids)
Source: RefSeq, a predicted model, not a curated record
AUGGCAAGCCAUUCCAACGCGAUUAUUAUACCCGAUGACGAAGAGCCAUGUCUCGAGCCAGGGAGCUCACGACCUCGGCGGUUCCCUCGCCGUGAUUACAGUUACCGGGAUUUUGAGAGCAUGAUUGUUGAAGCAGUCGAUGAUGAGGCGGAUACGACUCCAUCACGCAAACGCAAAAGAACCGAAACGAAGGAGCCGUCUACUUUGGUACCAGUUCCUCACAAAACCUUCUUCCUUCAUUUUACUUAA